AUGUGGUCUCUUCUCGGUUUAUUUCUUGUUCCAAUCCUAGCUUUUCUAGGUGAGCCGUACACUCACGACGAGUAUGAAAACGAAAGCCAUAUCGAUCUUCUCUGGCGUGGAUAUAAGCAGAAAUUUAGUAAAAACUAUUCACCGAGAGAAGAAGUGUUGAGAAAGCGAUACUUCUUGAGAGCCUAUCGUGCUAUUCACAAGCAAAACGAUUAUGGAAUGGAGAAGGGCUUGCGGCUAGACUUCAAUCAAUUCAGUGACUUUAAUGAAGAGGAGAUGAGCAAGAGAUUGGGGUACAAAAUGAGUCGUGUGCAGUUGGUACAGAUCAAGAAAGAGGGAAAUGUGUGGGCGGAACCGAUGAAUGUAAAGGUUCCUGACGCGAUCGAUUGGAGAGACAAAGGAUAUGUGACUGAUGUGAAAAAUCAAGGACAAUGUGGAUCGUGCUAUGCGUUUAGUGCCACGGGUGCUCUGGAAGGUCAAGUGAAACGUAUGACUGGGAAACUCUUCGAACUCUCUGAGCAGAAUAUCGUGGAUUGCUCAAGUAAUUAUGGAAAUGAUGGCUGUGAUGGAGGUUUAAUGUCAUACGCGUACAAAUACAUCGCUGCAAAUGGAGGAAUCGAUACAGAGGACAGUUAUCCUUAUGAGGCUGCUAAGGAGACCUGCUCCUUCAACAAUGACACAAUCGGCGCUGAUGACAGUGGAUACACUGUGAUUAAAUCUGGAGAUGAGGAGGCAUUGAAGCUAGCUGUUGCCACAAUGGGCCCAAUCGCGGUGGCAAUCGAGGUCACAAAGUCGUUCUUCCAUUACAGCGAAGGAGUUUACUACGAUAAGAAAUGUAGCCACGAAUUGAAUCACGGAGUGCUUGUUGUUGGAUAUGGAACUGAGGAAGAUGGAGGGGAUUAUUGGAUCGUAAAGAACAGUUGGGGCAAAGAAUGGGGAAACGAGGGAUACAUUUGGAUGGCUCGAAACCGGGAGAACAACUGUGGCAUCGCCGAUAUGCCGAUUUUCCCCAACUAUAAAGCUGUU
Messenger RNA from Mesorhabditis belari, 1023 nucleotides. NCBI's taxonomy places the organism in Eukaryota, Metazoa, Nematoda, Chromadorea, Rhabditida, Rhabditidae. The record is from the annotation of a GenBank genome assembly.